CCACAAUACCUGUCCACAAACACACAAAGGUCGAGAUCACGACUGACGACAAGAUGUCUUUAGGAAACGUAACUCAAGCGAUGGCUUACCUGGUUCACCGACAAGCCAGGUGUGACCAGCUGGACACUUACAUCACAAAGGUGGAGACGUUACAAGUGGACAUGCUGAAAGGCAUCGAGAACAUGAGGAACACGACUACAGACGCUCGAGUCCAGCUAGAGACAGAAACGAACCACAAACUGUGGAACUUUCAGCUUCAGAUGGAUUCUAACGUGUCUAAAGUUAUGGAGUCUUGUAAUGUUAGUCAGCAGCAGCUACUGACUACAGUUUCUGACAAACUUUUACAGCUGGAAACGAAGUUAAACAAGGGCUUGGUCGACCUUCACAAUGCGAGCUUUACUGCUGAUAGAAGACUAGAGGCAAACAUCAACGAAUCCGUCGAACAUCUCCAGAAAGUGCAAUUGCAGCUGGAUGCUAACAUUUCUAAAGCUGUACAAUCCUAUAAUGAACUUAAUGAGCGUCUAAUGGAGACAUCAAAGGAACUGCAGUUAAACCAAACUACCUUCUCAUAUCAAGUGGAAAACAUUGUCACUAGACUUGACAAAGAUGGAGGCAUUGAAUUAAAACUAACCAGAGCUUCCGACCAGGUUAAAGAUUUGCAACAGAGGAUGCAAAAAAUUUCCGAGGCAGCUGAUGAACACCAGUCACAACUUAACAAGCAAAUUACAGAACUUGAAGCUGAAGGGAAGACAGGACUUUCUGGUCUGCAACAAAUAACAUCAGAUCUCAGAACUACGUUGACCAGCAAUGUCCAGACAUUGACAAACCUGACAUCGAAAACUGAGCUUCGGGUGUCGGAACUCGAGAAGAAACUGUCAACCAUCGACAAUAGGCUGAAAAGACUUGAGACGAGUACAAAAAUAUCACUGGAAGCCAUUCGUUCAAACAUGUCAGCGAUAUUUAGGGCGACGCCAGGAGUUCAAUGUCUUUUAAAAACGGGCUACGUGUGGUACCUGGAAACCUGCUUCAAGCUUUCGACGAGAGAGGAGAACUACACUACUGCAAAAGCCAAGUGCGAGGCAGACGGCGCUCACCUGUAUGACGUCAAGUCUCCGAUCUUAGACGAGGAGCGAAUUCGCUUCGCUAUCAAACAAGCAGGAUUACCUCUCUACAUCGACAUUUGGUUGGGAGGAAAUGACCUUGAGGUUGAGGGAGACUACCGCUGGAGUGACGGAACUCCUCUGUCGUCUUCCUCUAAAUUAUGGGAUACAGGAAGUACGUGUUCACAGCUCGUACUCAUGGCCGUUAAAGUAAUGACGAACACUAUCGGACAGGGAAAAGCCGAGAUCUGUAUUAACUGGGGAACGGAGUUUCAAGUACUGGGGCUGACGAUUUCUAAGGAUAGCAGCUGAGUAACAGACGUUAGAAAAAGAAUAACAACAAUGACGUCAGCGAUGGAGAGGCAGAACAACAUCUAUUACAUCAAAAGUAUAAGAUGAGGACUAAGUACAUAAUUUAUACAAGUGCCUUGUCGUCCCCAUCAUGCUGUCACGUGCACCUUGCUGACCACUAGAAACUAAAUACUUUAGGAGACUUCUCCGAAUCUGUAGCAGGGAGCAUAAAACAAGGAUUCUGUAGGAAUGUUGUUGCCGUCGUGGUCGGUACCCAGGGACCUUUGCUCUUCAAGAGCCUACAAUGGUCUGCUUUUGUCAUGUCGCAACACGAUAUCCUACCUCAGUCCUCAAGAGAUCUGUACAAGAAGGGUUUCGGCAAAGUAAACAAAGAAGCAAAUCGUGGCUGACUGACAUCAAAUCAUAGACAGACCUCUAGAAGGGGGAGCUAGUAAGAGAUAAUCAAGAUCAGUCCGAUGUACCUUCGUCGUUACUACACCUCACUGUGUCCCCCAACGACUGAUACUGGAACAGACUGCUCCCAGUCCGGCAGGUAUUAGUUCAGGAACUUCACUCCGAUAACCACACAUUCAAACGUCUAGACUCAAGGCUUCAAUAAAUGAUGAGCAUAUUUGUUUAGAAGCAAAUAAAUUAAGUAAUUGUUUACAUGCCACUCACACAUCAGAUCACAAAAGUGUGUACUAAACAAAGUAUCCGUUCUGUACAUUUUUCACAUUCUUUACAUUUUUAUCUUUUUGUACGAGUCAUCGCUUUUAUUCACCAAAACAUCAAAAUUAUUUAAUUACCAACAUUACAAUGAUUUUUAAUAGUCUUCGCGAUUUCUUUAUUAUAUGUGACGGCUUAUUUAUAAUUGACUAGGGUAAGGAUUAUAUCAGGUGAACAUGAACACGAAGAAAAUCAUUGUUUGUGUCUAACGACAUAAACAUAAACAUGAUGCCUGAGGCCUCGCAACACCAAUUCACUUCCAGCCAAAA
Molecule: messenger RNA, 2386 nt
Organism: Pomacea canaliculata
Lineage: Eukaryota; Metazoa; Mollusca; Gastropoda; Architaenioglossa; Ampullariidae
Product: C-type lectin domain family 4 member F-like
Exons: 5
Coding region: 54-1412 (452 amino acids)
Source: RefSeq, a predicted model, not a curated record